UGUUGUCGUUCGAAAUGAAACGGAUAGGUGGGACCGACUACAGAGGAAAAUAAGUACCAGCAGCUGUGGGGAAGUAAUUCAAGUAACAACACCGGCCUCACACAUUAAUUAAUUUGACAUCAUUUUUGUAAAACAGAACAAUUCUUUUCGUCUGUUUUACUGUCUGCAGAGCAAGUGUCAUCAGCAACAGACGCCAGGCCGCUCCAGUCUGUCUUCUGUUGCUGAUCUCUUCUUCUACUCUCAGCUGAGCAGAAAUGCCUGAAUGCUUACUUCAUUUCCUCUCCUCUUAAGCGAGGUUCUGCUGGUGUUCCUGGGGGCGACCCCAAUCCCUCUGCCAAAAUCCGGCUAAUAGAUGUAACGACGAGGUUGAUCAGGAGAAGCCACCAUGUCUUAAACACAGACAGGCCCUCUGGAGCCCUGUCCCCCCACCCUAGACCUCCCUCCCCCUCCCCCAUCCACCACCUUACCCCCUCUCCCAGUCCCAUUCCUCUGCCUGAUCUCCCUACACAUUUGAGGGGCAGACUACCCAGCGCUGGCUCCCCGCUGGGACACCUCUCCCCAAGCUCUAGAGAGAUGAGCCUGCAGAAACACCAACCUUUGGGUGGUGGCAGUGGGAUGAUGGGCUCUGACCGAGACCUGCAGUCCACUGCUUCCUCCAUCUCUCUGCCCUCUGUAAAGAAGGCCCCCAAGAAGAGGCGCCUCUCCCUAGCCUCGUUUUUCAGACGCCGGGGUCGGGAACGCCAUAGAUCCAGAGACCUCCAUCAUCCUGGAGUGGGAGGAUUUGGAGGAGUGGACGGCAUUGCAAGCAUCGAGAGUAUCCACUCAGAGAUGUGUAAUGACAAAAACUCUUCUUUCUUCUCUUUGGCUGGGACUGGAGCUGCUGCUGCCGCGUCAUCUGCGUCAGGGCCUUCUUCGUCUAUGUCCUCCUCAUCUUCCAAGGGUGUGAGUGGGAGAGCGGCAGAGCUCUUGGAGUGCCCGCUGUGCCUCCUGCGCCACUCUAAGGAGCACUUCCCUGACAUCAUGACCUGUCCACACCGCUCCUGCAUUGAUUGCCUUCGCCAGUACCUGCGGAUUGAGAUCUCAGAGUCACGUGUAAACAUCAGCUGCCCUGAGUGCUCAGAGCGCUUCAACCCACACGACAUCCGCAUGAUCCUGGGAGACCAGGCGCUCAUGGACAAAUAUGAGGAGUUCAUGCUGAGGAGGUGGCUUGUGGCUGACCCUGACUGCCGCUGGUGUCCUGCUCCAGACUGUGGAUAUGCAGUUAUUGCCUUCGGGUGUGCAAGCUGUCCUAAAAUCACCUGUGGCAGGGAAGGCUGUGGCACAGAGUUCUGUUACCACUGUAAGCAGCUGUGGCACCCCAAUCAGACGUGUGAUGCUGCACGGCAGCAGAGAGCCCAGAGCCUUCAUCUGAGGACAGUCCGAUCAUCCUCACUCAGCUACAGCCAGGAGAGCGGAGCUGCAGCUGAUGACAUAAAGCCAUGCCCCCGCUGUGCUGCUUACAUCAUCAAGAUGAAUGACGGUAGCUGUAACCACAUGACCUGUGCUGUUUGUGGCUGUGAGUUCUGCUGGCUGUGUAUGAAGGAGAUCUCAGACCUGCACUACCUGAGUCCAUCAGGCUGUACUUUCUGGGGGAAGAAGCCAUGGAGCAGGAAGAAGAAGAUUCUUUGGCAGUUGGGAACACUAGUGGGCGCCCCCGUCGGCAUCGCACUCAUAGCCGGCAUUGCUAUCCCCGCUAUGAUUAUUGGCAUCCCUGUUUAUGUGGGGAGGAAGAUCCAUAACCGCUAUGAAGGUAAAGAUAUUUCCAACCACAAGAGGAACCUGGUGAUUGCUGGUGGAGUGACCCUCUCUGUCAUUGUGUCUCCAGUGGUGGCUGCUGUCACUGUCGGAAUUGGAGUUCCCAUCAUGCUGGCUUAUGUUUAUGGUGUAGUGCCCAUCUCAUUGUGUCGUAGCGGCGGUUGUGGCGUGUCAGCUGGAAAUGGUAAAGGAGUUCGCAUAGAGUUUGAUGACGAGAAUGACAUGAAUGUUGGCAGUGGGACAGCUGCUACAGAUUCUACCUCUGUGGCAGACACCAGAAACAACCCAAGUUUGGGUGAAGGUAGUGUUGGGGGGCUAACAGGUAGCCUGAGUGCCAGUGGCAGCCACAUCGACCGUCUUGGGGCCAUCAGGGACAACCUUAGCGAAACCGCAUCCACAAUGGCUCUAGCUGGUGCCAGUAUCACAGGCAGCCUCUCCGGCAGCGCCAUGGUCAACUUCUUAAACAGGCUAGAGGUGCAGGCUGAUGUUCAGAAGGAGCGCUGCAGUCUGAGCGGGGAGUCUGCCACUGUCAGUCUGGGUACAAUCAGCGACAACGCUAGCACCAAAGCAAUGGCUGGAUCCAUUCUUAACUCUUACAUGCUGCUUGACAGGGAUGGGAGCAGUAUGGAGGUUCAGGUCGACAUUGAAUCAAAACCCGGCAAACUUCGGCAUCACAGCGGCAGCAGUAGCACGGAUGACGGCAGCCAUGUUGGCCGCUGUGGCUGGACUUACCCUUCCAACGGUUGCACCUCCUCAGAAUGCAAAGGAGCCUCAGCUAAGUGGGCCAAAGAGGCAUCCUGUUCCUCCUCGUCCAGCUCAGGGGGCAAAAAAUGCAAAGGAAAGCUACGCAAGAAAGGUGGGGGAGGCACAAAAAUAAAUGAGACACGGGAGGACAUGGAUGCUCAGCUGCUGGAGCAGCAAAGCACCAACUCCUCAGAAUUCGAUUCUCCCUCCCUGAGCGGUAGCCUGCCGUCUGUGGCAGACUCUCACUCCAGUCAUUUUUCAGAGUUCAGCUGCUCUGAUCUGGAAAGCAUGAAGACCUCCUGUAGCCACGGCUCUGGCGGAGGCGAGUACCACACACGCUUUGCAAAUGUCAGCCCCCUGCCUGAGGUGGAGAACGAUCGACUGGAGACCUGUCCGGCUUCUUCAUCCUCUCCUCAGAGCAAAGGAGCCGCAUUUACUCCCCAGUCCCCCACCUCUUCUCUCGGCCACGGCGCAGAGCUUUCUCCUCUCUGCUUUGUAACAGAGGACGGUGUCAACUUGGUGUGCCCUGCUGAGCUGGACUCUCACAGCAACACCAGAGAGACUCUGAAAGAAACCAACAACAACCAACAACAACCACAGACCCAGCAGCAGCAGCCAAAGAACUCCUGUAUACAGACUGAUAUAUAAAAUCUCAAUACCUUAAGUGCUGCACAGAUGCUGUUUUUAUUUGAUAUCGUUUUCUUCUCUAGCUUACACUCCAACCUGCAUCGCUGUCCGCCUCUUUUAAAGGGGAUGUGUUAAUUUGGGAUUAAUGCCCUUCAUAAAGGUUAUACCCUGAAGUAUAACACUGUGUCCACUAUCAGAGGGCUGUUAGGAAGUAUUCCCAAAGAUCAGCCAUAUGAGAAAUGUAAAGGUUGUGAAUGUUAAUGUUUCUCCCUGUGGAUCCCAGACUGCUGACACUUUAUGAUCGUUCUCUUACUCACCACUUGUAACAGAGACAGCCCACUGAUGUGGUGGCUGUUCAACAAUCUGUGGAGGCUAAAUUAAAAACCACUGUGCCAGUUAGGCAGUACUUGAUUUGGGCUUAAUAACAGACAUUAAACACACUGCAGGAACUUAAAUGUUACAGCUUUCCAGAAGUGAACUCUAACAGGGACCAGACAGUGUGAAUCACGAGUUCCUCUUUAUUUCCCCACAGAUGUUUUUGUUACAGAGGAACGUUCUUGUCUGUUUAUGAAUAUACUUUUUCGUCUUUCCUUGGAUGAAUGUUUAGAGAUGAACCCUGGAUUAAACUGGACGGCCUGGGCUUGUUCAGAAAUUCAGAGGUGGGAUGGUAUCAAGUAUCUUUUGAUUGUAAAUGUUUGAGCUGCCAGCGUUAGCCCAUUAUGAACAACUGGAGACAGAGUGUGAAGCAAAAUUUACCUUAGAGCCAUCGAUAAAAAGUCCCACUUUAGAAGAAAUAAAGUCUAAAUUCAUUUCAGCAAAGAUUAGCUGUUUGACUCGCAAAGUGCCUGGGUUAGCUGCAUCUAAAAUCAAAGUGAAUCUCUCUGGCCACUGCAGAGAUUAUGUAGAGCGAGAAUGUCUUAGGAAGCCUGUGGUUAGAUAA
Molecule: messenger RNA, 4105 nt
Organism: Cheilinus undulatus (humphead wrasse)
Lineage: Eukaryota; Metazoa; Chordata; Actinopteri; Labriformes; Labridae
Product: E3 ubiquitin-protein ligase RNF19A-like
Exons: 11
Coding region: 574-3186 (870 amino acids)
Biological process (GO): positive regulation of proteasomal ubiquitin-dependent protein catabolic process; protein polyubiquitination; ubiquitin-dependent protein catabolic process
Cellular component (GO): cytoplasm; ubiquitin ligase complex
Molecular function (GO): zinc ion binding; ubiquitin conjugating enzyme binding; ubiquitin protein ligase activity
Source: RefSeq, a predicted model, not a curated record